This is a messenger RNA of Scheffersomyces coipomensis, 831 nucleotides long. RefSeq lists its product as uncharacterized. The transcript has a single exon. The record is from RefSeq and is a predicted model, not a curated record. NCBI's taxonomy places the organism in Eukaryota, Fungi, Ascomycota, Pichiomycetes, Serinales, Debaryomycetaceae. Bases 1 to 831 code for a protein of 276 amino acids.
AUGUCGGAUAAGUUAACAACAUUAAAGCAAUUGUAUAGCUCAAGUAGUCCUAAUACGGGUAAAAAGGGUAGACUGAACGAUGAGACUUACUUGAAAAGACUAGAGAAUGAUAUUAGGGUCAUUAAAGGAUAUAUGAAAGAAGUAAUCCAUGCCACAGAAACAGUAAACAAACAAAUAGAUCAUGAUUCAAUCGAUGAAAAGAAAAGAAUAAUAGCCCUUUAUAAAGCUGGUGGUAUACUACCUUACAUACCCAGUAAGGACGAGGUUAUUCCAAUAUCAACUACAUCACAGAAAUUAUCACAAAGAUCAAAAGAAUACGAAAGUAUAUUGAACAAUGAUAAGCUUCACGUAACAUCACAACAAGUUGAUAAACAGAAAUCAAAUAAUCAAUUGUUUAACAGCCUUAUUCGGGCAACAGAAAAUAUUAAAAAUAAAUCUGUUAACAAAAUCACAGAUUUAAAUGAGAAAGUUGAACAAGAGGAACAGUUUCUGACUGCUAAAGUAGACAUUAACGUUUCUAAAAUGGAAAAGGAGUCGAGUGAGAUCCAAAAGGCUGUCAAUUCACACUUAAAAAGAGCAAUCAAUAAACAAAUUAAACUAUCAACACCUUAUGAUUUGAGUGAAUCUGAAUUGAAGGACUCAACUAGAGAAUCAUAUAAGUUGGUAACAAAAUUAUUAAAUGCCAAUCCGAAUUCAUGGACAGAAAUACCGGCUUCAGAAGAUUAUGAAUCUUUGUUAAGACUAUUGAUCUUGAAUAAUUUAGUUAGUAUUCGUGAUGACUCUGGUCCUGAAAGAUAUUAUGUUAAGAUACGAGACUUUGGUGUAAUAUGA